AGUCAAGAUCUGGCUCCUACAACCUGUGGAAAACAUUCUGUACAAGAUGUUCUGCUGAGACAUGAUCCAAUGUGCAAGAAAGCCUUCAAUGGAAAGUGCAAGCCCUUCAGCAUUUUGAAACAGAGACUGCAGGGAACAGAAAUCAUCACUGUGAAGAAGCAGGCCCCACAAAAGCUAUAGCUAAAAUUGAAGUGUAAGCAACUAGGGAAGAAAUCUAACUGGAAGCAGGAUUUUGUUAAUACUUUUCAAUCAGCCAAGCAGGUCACAAAAGCUCUGAAGGAGGGCCACCCUCUUCCACCUCCUCCCCCGCCAAGAAUGAAUCCAGACUAUAUUCAGUGUCCACACUGCUCACAGAGGUUUUGUGAGGCUGCAGCCCAGAGGCACAUGGAGUUUUCUGAAGAACAAGCUGUCUACUAUGCUGCAAAGACCACUGGACAGGCUUCGGACAAGCAGCCAUUGACUCAGAGAAAAACUCCAACAUUAACACCUGCUGUGUUAUCGCUUCUGGAGAGAGUACAAAAAGGUGCCAACACAGACAAACCUACCCUAGAGACCUCUUUAGAAAUACUGAAGAAAACUGCAAAAUCUUGGGGUGUAUCUACUGGGAAAAAUUCUUCAGGAAAGUUUGGGUAA
Messenger RNA from Manacus vitellinus (golden-collared manakin), 633 nucleotides. RefSeq names its product zinc finger C2HC-type containing 1B (gene ZC2HC1B). Lineage: Eukaryota; Metazoa; Chordata; Aves; Passeriformes; Pipridae. The record is from RefSeq and is a predicted model, not a curated record.